This is a messenger RNA of Musa acuminata subsp. malaccensis (wild Malaysian banana), 736 nucleotides long. Its product is annotated as ethylene-responsive transcription factor ERF003-like. Gene Ontology annotation, biological process: regulation of DNA-templated transcription. NCBI's taxonomy places the organism in Eukaryota, Viridiplantae, Streptophyta, Magnoliopsida, Zingiberales, Musaceae. The record is from RefSeq and is a predicted model, not a curated record. Gene Ontology annotation, molecular function: DNA binding; DNA-binding transcription factor activity.
AUGGCCAGCUCCCAGAAGCGGUACCGAGGUGUUCGACAGCGGCACUGGGGUUCCUGGGUCUCCGAGAUCCGCCACCCUCUCCUGAAGAUGCGGAUAUGGCUGGGCACGUUCGAGACCGCGGAGGACGCCGCGAGAGCCUACGACGAGGCGGCAGUUCUAAUGUGCGGAGCGCGGGCGAAAACCAACUUCCCUUGCAGUCCCCAUCGCCCCCCGUCGUCACACUGCAAGUACCUGUCGGCGGCUCUCACCGCGAAGCUGCACCGCUGCAACUUACUCUCCCUUCAGGCCGCGCAGCCAGUCGUCAUGCAUGCGCCGCGAAGGCCUCCGGUGGCGGCAGAGCACAAGGAAGAGACCAGUCGGGUCGCGGAAGAGAACGGCCAUGGCGGGGUGGAAUUCAGUUGCUUAGAGGAGCAUCACGUGGAAGAGAUGAUCGAGGAGCUGCUCGACUCCAACCUCUCCAUGGAGCUCUGCUGCGCUGCUCUGUAGUCAGCUCUGCUACUUGCUACUGCAACACCUCUUCCAACAUGCACAUGUGCAGUACACUUACAUCAUCCUUGUCCUGUGUCUCCUGGAGCUUCUCUUGAAGCUUGAGCUGGUAUAGGUUCCAUUCAUGGUUGCCCACAACAUGUUUGAAAGCUGGUUAUGUUCCACCAUCCCCUAAUAACACCUGUUUUGGCACUGAAGUCAAGAUCAUUGGCACAGAAGAAUGCAUAUUGAUAGAAGAUGUUUCCAAGUA